Molecule: messenger RNA, 1278 nt
Organism: Bacidia gigantensis
Lineage: Eukaryota; Fungi; Ascomycota; Lecanoromycetes; Lecanorales; Ramalinaceae
Exons: 2
Coding region: 1-1278 (425 amino acids)
Cellular component (GO): mitochondrion
Molecular function (GO): alcohol dehydrogenase (NAD+) activity; metal ion binding
Source: RefSeq, a predicted model, not a curated record
AUGGCGGCUUCUAGCAUCCGCUUCGGACCCGGUUGCACCAAGGAGGUGGGCAUGGACUUCAAGAACAUGGGUUCGAACAGGGUUUGCGUGGUCACAGAUCAGAAUGUGGCAAAACUAGACGCAAUGAAGCAAGUAGAACAAGCUUUGGGAAGCGAGGGUGUGGAAUAUACCGUGUAUCAGAGGACAAUGGUCGAGCCAAAGGAUUACUCUAUUCGUGAAGCAAUCGACUUCUCUAAAGCAUACGCUCCGGACGCCUUCCUCGCCGUAGGUGGAGGCAGCGUAAUCGACACUGCCAAACUCAUGAACCUGUACACCAAUUACCCAUCCGCCUCCUUUCUCGACUUCGUCAACGCACCUCUAGGCCUCGGCAAACCAAUCGACAAGAAGCUCUCCCCUCUCAUCGCCGUCCCGACCACCGCCGGCACCGGCUCCGAAACCACUGGCACCGCCAUCUUCGACCUCGUCUCCAAGAAAGCAAAAACCGGCAUCGCGCACCGAGCCCUCAAGCCCACCCUCGGUAUCUGCGACCCCUACAACACGCGAACUAUGCCGUCCGCUGUGCACGCCUCUUCAGGUCUUGACGUCCUCUGCCACGCGCUAGAAUCAUGGACCGCGAUCCCCUACCAGCAGCGCGUACCGCGUCCUCCGAAUCCCAUAAAUCGCCCCGCGUAUCAGGGUGCGAAUCCUAUAUCCGACAUCUUCUCCCUUCAGGCUUUGAAGCAGACAAUCAAGUACCUCCCGCGUGCAGCGAAGGAUCCGGAUGACUUCGAGGCGCAGUCGGAAAUGCUCCUUGCUGCCACCUUGGCGGGCGUAGGUUUUGGAAAUGCAGGCGUGCAUUUGUGCCAUGGGAUGUCGUACCCGAUUUCCUCGCAGAAUCCGGCUAAGUAUAAACACUAUGGCUACCAGUCUUCUGAUCCUAUUAUUCCGCAUGGUGUUUCUGUCGCAGUGACCGCGCCUGCUGUCUUCAAGUUCACGGCGCCCUCGAAUCCAGAGCGCCAUCUUGUCGCAGCAGAGGCAUUUGGAGUGGACACUACGAGUGUGAAGAGGGGAAGUGAGGGUGAGGUAUUAGCGGAGGCGUUGGCGAGGUUUCUGAGCGAGUUGGGUGAUCAGCCCAGGGGGCUAAAGGGACUCGGAUUUCAGGGAAAGGAUGUAGAAGAGCUUGUGGAGGGAACGAUCCCGCAGAAACGGGUUUUGAUGUUGGCGCCGGGGUUGAGUCUGGACGUGGAACGGGAGCGGGAGCAGUUGGGAGACUUGUUUGAGGAUGCGAUGGAUUACUAG